Molecule: messenger RNA, 5437 nt
Organism: Micropterus salmoides (largemouth bass)
Lineage: Eukaryota; Metazoa; Chordata; Actinopteri; Centrarchiformes; Centrarchidae
Gene: fhod1
Product: formin homology 2 domain containing 1
Biological process (GO): actin filament network formation; cortical actin cytoskeleton organization
Cellular component (GO): cytoplasm; cytoskeleton
Molecular function (GO): actin filament binding
Source: RefSeq, a predicted model, not a curated record
AGAAGCUGUACAACUCUCAGGGUCCAGAGCUCAGGCGGUCCCUCUUCUCUCUCAAACAGCUCUUCCAGGAUGAUAAAGACCUGGUUCCAGAGUUCGUGGCCUCUGAAGGUUUGACCUGUUUCAUUAAAGUUGGAGCGGAGGCCGACCACAACUACCAGAACUACAUCCUGAGAGCUCUCAGUCAGAUCAUGCUGUUUGUGGACGGGAUGAACGGAGUGAUAAACCACAAUGAGACGGUGCAGUGGCUCUACACGCUGACAGGAAGUCUGUCCCGUCUGCUGGUGAAGACGUCUCUGAAGCUGCUCAUCGUCUUCGUGGAAUAUUCAGAGUCCAACAGUCCUCUGCUCAUCAGCGCCGUCAACACAGUGGACGGAAGGAGAGGUGAGAAGCCGUGGAGUUACGUGAUGGAGGUCCUGCAUGAGAGAAACGGCUCCGACACAGAGCUCCUGAUGUUCACCAUGACGCUCAUCAACAAGACUUUAGCGGUGCUCCCGGACCAGGACUCGUUCUACGAUGUGACAGACAGUCUGGAGCAGUUGGGGAUGGAGACGGUCAUCCACAAACACAUGAAGAACAAGGGGACGGAGGCAGACCUGCGAGCGCAGUUCACCAUCUACGAGGCAGCUCUGAGGUAUGAGGACGGCGAGAUGGACGACUCGUCCCCUCACAUCCGCAAAGAGAGAAGAAAGCUGGCCACCGGAGAGCAGGAGGGACGAAAGGGCCGCCGCUCGUCCAGCCAAAACCUCCCCGACCUCCUGUCCUCCUCUGCAGGCUCCUCCCCCACUACUCCUACCGUCCCCUCCCUCAUCACUCCUGCCGUCCUCUCCCCCACCCCUCCUGCCGUCCUCUCCCCCACCCCUCCUGCCGUUCUCUCCCCCUCCACCGCCAACAUCCCCCUCUCCCCCGCCCUCUCCUCUGCCUCCUCCCCCAGCCCCACGGCGAUGUUAGGUAGCAGGUCCUCGUCCCCGCUGACCUCUGACCCCGGCAGUCCUGCUUCCAGUCCAUCUGGAUCCCAGAGAGGGUCUCCCCUGCCCCCCCUCACAGCCCCCAACGGUACCAUGACCACGGAGCAGGAACCAAAGAAACCAUCCAGCGCGAGUCGCUCUUUCCUCAGCCACCACAUGUCAGCUCUAGGUCUGAGCAGGAGGUCCAGGCUCUUCUCCAAAGCCAGCUCCAUCUCCGAGGAGCCUUCAGCCACCCGCAGCUCGUCCUCAGACCUCUCUCACCAAGAGAACUCGUCCCAGUUGAACCCGGAGCAGCCUGACAACAAGACGGAGACUAAAACCAGUUUCAAUUCCUACCCCAGCUCUGGGUCUGGGGAGGCGGACCUUUCCUUUUGCCCAGAUGACUGUAACAAGCCGGUUCUGAGGAUGUAUAAAGACGCCUUCCUGCGCACCCUGGCAGCCACACAGUGGGAUAAGAAGAGGAGAAGUAAACAGCUGGACCAGUAUGAUGUCGUAACCCCGAGCCUGCAGCCUGCAGAGGAGGGCAGCGGUGCCCCAGCUGAGGAGCUGCCGCCUCAGGCCUCGACGUCCGCUACUUUGGACACAAACAAACACACUGACUCCCAGAAUGACCCAGCAGGGUCGGUGCAGCGGCAGUGCAGCACUCUGUCCAACGACAAGAAGUUUCUGCUGGACAUGCUGUUCUCCAAGACGUCCAGCGCAGCGCCUCUGAGCCCGACCGCUGCAGCCUCGGACACCACCGAGGAAGAAGGGAGCCUCCUGCCCGGUGGAGAUCUGGGCGGUCGGGGGCGUGUGGUGGACCGUCUGUCCGACUUCCGAGCGCGCUCCAUCGAGCCGUCCGGCCCCAGCGAGCGCAGCACCUCCCGCAGGGCGGAGCUGGAGGGGCUGGAAGGCUCCGCCCAGGCAGCUCGGGCCCGACUGGCUGAAGAGCAACAGACCCGUUACCUCCGGCAGCAGAGCAGCGUAGACGUGGAGGGCCCCGUCCGCCGCCUGGAGAUGACCCCGCUGGGCCCCGGGGGCCCCUCUGACGCCUGGGAGCAGCUGCAGCUGAGCGCCGCCGCCUUGCGCAUCAAAGACCUGGACUUCUCAGACCUGCUGGACGAGGAGGACAUCGACGUCUUGGACAUGGACACAUUCGUCGACUCCUCCUCCUCCUCCUGCUCCUCCGGCAUCCCUCCCCCUCCUCCUCCUCCCCCGGGCCUAGCUGGUCCUCCUCCUCCUCCUCCUCCCCCUCCUCCUCCACCAGGGGGUCCAGCCUGUCCCCCACCUCCUCCCCCUCCUCCUCCUCCAGGUGCUCCUCCUCCUCCUCCCUCGUCCUCAUCGUCCUCCUCUCAGAAGAAGAAGAAGAUGGUGAAGUUGUUCUGGAAGGAGCUGAAGCAGGCGGACGGACCUCAGAAGUGCCGGUUCGGUCGGGGGACGGUGUGGGCGUCUCUGGACAAGGUGGCGGUUGACACGUCCCGACUCGAACACCUGUUUGAGUCUAGAGCCAAGGAGCUCGCUGUCUCCAAGAAAGGACCUGAGACAAAGAAGUCUGAGAUUCUGGUUCUGGACUCUAAGAGGAGUAACGCCAUCAACAUCGGGAUGACCGUCCUGCCGGCUGUGCACGUCAUCAAGACCGCCAUCCUCAACUUCGAUGAGUUCGCCAUCAGCAAGGAGGGGAUAGAGAAGAUCCUGACCAUGACCCCCACAGAGGAGGAGAAGCAGAAGAUCCAGGAGGCCCAGCUGGCCAAUCCUGACGUUCCUCUGGGCACGGCGGAGCAGUUCCUGUUCAGCCUGGCCUCCAUCAGCGCCCUGACCCCCCGUCUGCAGCUCUGGGCCUUCAAACUGAACUACGAGGCUCUGGAGAAGGAGAUCGCAGAGCCGCUGUUUGACCUGAAGCUGGGCAUGGAGCAGCUGGCCUCCAAUCAGACCUUCAGGAGGAUCCUGGCCACGCUGCUCGCCAUCGGGAACUUCCUCAACAGCUCCAACGCUAAAGGCUUUGAGCUGGGUUACCUGGAGAAGGUGGUGGAGGUGAAGGACACGGUUCACCGUCAGUCUCUGCUGCAUCACACCUGCAGCCAGGUGGUGGAAAAUUACCCAGAAUCCUCUGAUGUCUACUCCGAGGUCCCCGCCAUCACCCGCUCCGCCAAAGUGGACUUUGAGCUGCUGGCGGAGAACCUGGUCCAGCUGGAGAGACGCUGCAAAGCAUCAUGGGACAACCUGAAGGUGGUGGCCAAACACGAAACCAAAGCGGUGCUGAAGAACAAGAUGACGGACUUCCUGAAGGACUGCACGCAGAGAAUCAUCAUCCUGAAGGUCGUGCACCGGAGGGUCAUCAACAGGUUCCACUCCUUCCUGCUGUUCCUGGGUCAGCCCUCCUCCUCAGUUCGGGACAUCAAAGUCACCAGUUUCUGUCGGAUCAUCAGCGAGUUCGCUCUGGAGUACCGCACCACCAGAGAGCGAGUCCUGACCAUCAAACGAAAGCGAGCCACUCACAGAGAGAGGACCAAGACCAGAGGCAAGAUGAUCACAGAGACGGAGAAGUUUUCAGGGGCGGUGGAUCAUCAGGACAGCAUCUCCCCCGUCUCCAUGGCGGCGGAGGCGGAGCCGGGUCACGGGGAGCAUGAGAACAUGAAGAACCUGCUGAUCAGCAGCGACAGCCUGAGCGCCGACCCCAGGAGCCUGAGGCGCUCCAGAGCCGUCCGCAGUUUCGGGAGGGUGAGUCCGUCUCCGAUGUCUGUGGCCAGAGAAGACGGGGUCAGCUCCCAGGACGACGCCACAGAUGAGAUCAUGGACCGACUGGUCAAGUCUGUUACCCGGAAUCCAUCAGAGAAACCGUCCAGCCCCAAGACCCGAAAACGGUCCCGACUGAACAGGAAGUCACUGAGGAGGACUCUGAAGAGCGGCCUCACUGUGGACGUGGUUCAGGCUCUGGGACUCAACAGCAAAACAGGAGACAACGUCUGAUCCAUUUGUCAGUGAACACUAUUGAUUAAAGAGACUGAACCCAGAGCAGCUGAGAGACACCACUGGACGUCACGAGGAGCAGGCGAUUGGUCUCCUGCAGGAGGAGAAUCAUCGACCUGCUCGAGGACCUUUCUCUCAACUGCUCGGUUACAAACAGGAAGAAACGUUGGCACAUUAGACCGGACUCUAGUUUGUGGUUUGUGGUUUUGGUUCUUGAACAUCCAUGAAUGUUUAUAAAUUUGAUGCAAAAAAUCAGAAUGCAGAAAGCGGAGUGACAACACAUCAGGAUAGUUGAAUAAUAAUGAGUUAAUAUUAACGUGUUGACAAAGAGCAGAUGUUUCAUAUGAACAGUUGAGCAGAACGUGAGCCAAGAUAACGUGCUUUCAAACUGCCUCCGUGUUUUUAUAACCUUUCCCCUUCACACUGAUGGUUGCAGCGGCGACCUCUUUACACUGCAACUCAGCUAAAGAGACGUCUUCACCUCUAAGACGUUCUCACCACAAGGUCCGUUUAGUCGUCUGGAGCUUUUGAUUGGAUGGCAAAGUGUAACUGAGAACUUUAAUCUGGUCUUUGUUGACCUCUGUGCAACACCUCUGACCACGCCCGUCACAGUGAGAGCCGUCACUUGCUCGGUUUCUAUUUAUUCGCAGUGUGAAAGUCGAGGUGUUUUCUUCCUUUUUAUAUCUUUGUGCUUGUGUUUUCCUCACCUGCAGAGCACCUGUGGAUCUUUCCUUUACACAUUUACCACUUUACAAAUUCACGCAUUGUUAGAAAUCUGAACACACAACACUGAAGAAAUAAAGUUAACUAACAUGGGAGCAGUUUGAAAUGCACAUUUAACCCGAGCAUCAAGCAUUUGCCAUCCUGGAAAACAAAAUAAAGUAGUAGAUAAAGUCUUUACAGUUUGUUCUUACAGUAAUAAUUUUUGAAUGUUAAAGCAGGAGAUUUAAAAUGUGAAAAUCCAUCACAUCCUGUAAAAAUGAAUCAAACUAAUUUGGCACGUUUUUAGAGCUGGAGUGCAAGAGCUCUACAUUUAAAUAAUUAACGCUUUCCUCGCCACGUAAACCUCUGUACUCGCGGCAUACCGGCUUUUUGAAAUCUGGUGUCUGUGGCGACGUCACCGCUGCUGAACAGCUUAAAAAUGUGUUUUCUAAACAAACCUGCUCUAUUAUCACUCCAGCCUGCACAGAAAGCUCCUUGAAAGUCCUUGAAAAGUUAAGCGUGAAUGUUUCUUAUCACCAGGCUUCAACUAAACAAAAUCACACGUCACAAAAACCUGUCACUCUGGUGUUUUCUUAUCUCGUUGAUUCACAGGAUGGAGAGUUAUCGCUUCUGUACAGCUGUGUUAUUUUUGCACUUUGUGGUGUUUUUGGGGUCAGUCGUGUUCAUUCUGUUGUCGUGUUCAUUCAGGCACAGACCGUCUGAGACUCAUGAACAUUUUAUAGAAAGACUUUAUGGAAGAUUGAAUGUGUUCCAGGUAUGAUUAAUAAUGAUUUUUAAUAAAGAACGAAAGGAUUUAAAAAUGA